AUGAGUGAUUUUGAUAUGGAUGAUGAGGAUUAUGGUUUGCAAUAUUCUGACGAUUCUGGAAGCGAACCUGAUGUUGCUUUGGAAAAUCAAUAUUAUGCAGCGAAGGCUUUGAAAUCUGAAGGGAAUCAGUCUGCAGCUUUAACUUCGUUUCAACGUGUUCUUGAAUUGGAAACUGAAAAAGGAGAUUGGGGCUUUAAAGCUUUGAAGCAGAUGAUGAAAUUGACAUUUUCUAUGGGAAGAUUCGAACAAGUUUUGACACAUUACAAACAAUUGCUUACUUAUAUUCGUUCUGCAGUAACUAAAAAUUAUGCGGAAAAAUCUAUUAAUUCAAUUCUUGAUCACAUUUCUGGUUCUAAAAAUAAAGAAUUAUUGCAAAAAUUUUAUCAAAUAACGCUUGAUGCUUUAAAGGAAGCUCGAAACGAAAGACUUUGGUUCAAAACAAAUACGAAACUCGGGAAACUUUAUUUUGAUAUGAAAGAAUUUGACAAGCUUAAACAAGUACUUAAACAAUUGAGAAAUUCUUGUCAGACAGAAUCUGGAGAGGAUGAUCAAAAGAAAGGAACACAACUUUUGGAAAUUUAUGCUUUAGAAAUUCAAAUGUAUACAGAACAAAAGAAUAACAAAGCUUUACAACAACUUUAUGACCAAUCAAUUCAUGUAAAAAGUGCAAUUCCUCAUCCUUUAAUUAUGGGAACAAUUAGAGGUUUUUUUCGAAAUUAUUUUGCUAAAAAUAAAAUAAUUUUUAGAAUGUGGUGGAAAAAUGCAUUUAAGAAAUGGUUUGGAAAUUUUUUAAAAACAAAUUUUAAAUAUAAAUUUAUAGCUGAAUUUGAUAAGGCUCAUACAGAUUUUUUUGGGGCGUUUAAAAAUUAUGAUGAAAGUGGAUCUUCUCGUCGAAUACUUUGUUUGAAAUAUUUGGUUUUGGCUAAUAUGCUUAUGAAGUCAGAUAUUAACCCUUUUGACAGUCAAGAAACUAAAGCUUUUAAAGAUGAACCAGAAAUUUUGGCAAUGACACAAAUGGUUGCUGCUUAUCAACAAAAUGAUAUUCAACGUUUUGAACAAAUUUUGGAGGCUAAUAGAGCUUCUGUAAUGGAUGAUCCUUUUAUUAGAGAACAUAUUGAAGAACUUUUGGCUAAUAUUAGAACUGAGGUUCUUCUACGUCUUAUAAAACCUUAUGUUUGUAUUCGCCUUUCAUAUUUAGCUGAAGAAUUGCGUAUUCAUGAAAAAGAAGUUGUUAGGCUUUUAGUUGAAAUAAUACAUGACAGAAGGAGGGAUUUAAAAAUUGAUCAAGUCAAUCAGACACUUGUUAAAAUUGGACAUAAUAAAGAAUUAUUAAGUACUGGAAGGGCACAAGCAAUGAAUAAAAUGCCAAUAUUAAAAGUAGAACAACAAAAUAAUUUAUUGGAUUUAUAUGCUGAAGAAAUAUGUUCAAGAAUUUCACAAAAUUUAAGUUUAGAAGGACUUGGACCUCUUAAAGAAUUUUUACACGAAGAAAAUCUUUUGGCAAUACUUUCUUCUGAUGAGGGAAUUCUAGGUUCUUUUAGCUUUUUAUUAAAGAAUAUAUUUUUUAGACCAAAAUGAGUUGGAUAAAGGAGGGAAUGGUAGUGAAGAGGGCAGUGUACAAAAUUCUGAAGAUAGCGAAGACCAGGUUAAAAAUUGAUUUUUAUGUGUUAUUUUUAUUAAGAUGGAGAAGUUUAUUUUUAUUAAAUGUAAGGCUAUAAAAAAUGAAAGAAGAUAACGGUGUUGUUUGU
Meloidogyne enterolobii is the source of this 1748-nucleotide messenger RNA. The record is from the annotation of a GenBank genome assembly. Lineage: Eukaryota; Metazoa; Nematoda; Chromadorea; Rhabditida; Meloidogynidae.